Molecule: messenger RNA, 1030 nt
Organism: Dermatophagoides pteronyssinus (European house dust mite)
Lineage: Eukaryota; Metazoa; Arthropoda; Arachnida; Sarcoptiformes; Pyroglyphidae
Source: RefSeq, a predicted model, not a curated record
AUGAAUGUGAAUUGACCUCAGUUUGAAUUGAUCGUGUUUAUGAUUGCCAGCCAUCGUCAUCAAUAAGAAAAAAAAAUUGAACUUUGUGUCCACUUUCACGAAAUACACACACACACAUAUAAAACAAACAAACAUACAAAGAAAAACAAGAUGAAAUUUUUUUCGAUUUUUUGUUUAUUUUUAUUUAUUUUGAAUAAUUCAUUCAUUGUAAAUCAUGCCAAUCCAAUUGGAACGUCCGAAUUCAGUGAUAACGAUGAUGAUGAAAAAUUACAUUCAAUAGAUCCAAUCGAAACAACAGCAAAAUUAUUGAUCCGUGUCGAUGAAAUGGUUGAAAAAUUAUUAGCCGCAAAUAAUAAUAAUGAUGAAUCAAUUUCCGGUGAACAUUAUUAUAUAUCGGAUGAUCAUGUUGAAACACCAUCAUCAAUUGUAAUUGAUGAAGAUAAACAACAAGUUGAUGAUACAAAAAAUCAAGACCAACAAGAAGAACGGUUUUCCGUUUUGUUAACCGAUUUGAAAAAGAUUGACGAAAUGAUCGGUAUUGCCAUUGCUAAAGCUAAUUUAAAUCGUCAAUAUCGAUUGGUAAUGCGAUUACGUCCAUUACAAUCAUAUGUUCAACAAAUUUAUCGAAAUCUUGAAUCACUUCGUGCACGUGUUGUAGCUAUUGCUACAUUAUCCAAUUUAGCCAUUACUGUUAAUGAUGUUCUGGUACAAUUCGGUGAUGUAAUGACCAGUUCACAGAUUAUGUCAUCCGGUAUAAUAUCGAAAAAUCCACCACCAAAAAUUCUUCCAGGUAUUUCGAAUUUUAGUAAUGAUAUUGUUCCAAUGGUAACAAAUGAAUCGGCAAAAGAUGAAGUUGAAAAUAGAAAUAUUUCCGAAUCAUCAUCAUCAUUAUCACCAUCAACAAUGACGACUGCAAUUGCAACAACAAAUAACGAUAAUCUUACCACACUUUCAAAUAUCGAAGUAGAUGCUGAACUUUUUUUCCAAAAUAUUCUUCUAGAUCAUAAGAAAUGAAAAUGAAAAUGAUAAU